AUGAAGGAUGAAGGGGCCGACUCAGGAACAGCAAGUAGUAGAAGAAGUGAUUGUCCAAAAGGCGCGAACUACGAUGUGUUCUUGAGUUUUCGAGGUCCCGACACCCGCGAUGGAUUUGCGGAUUGCCUCUACGAGUUCAUGACCCGCGAAGGGAUCCGCGUUUUUAGGGACGAUGAAGAAAUACGGCACGGCGAGGAGAUCGGUGGGCAGAUUCUGCAAGCGAUACAGGACACCAAAAUCUACAUACCCAUCUUCUCCAUCGGAUAUGCUUCGAGUAGAUGGUGCCUCCGCGAGCUCGCGGGCAUGGUGGAGCGUGCUUAUCCAGAUUCUUCGGGAGGACCAACAGGGCAUGAGAUCCUUCCUAUAUUUUACGAUGCAGAACCCUCGGAUCUUAAGCUCGAAACGAAACUGUACAGAGACGCUUUAAGGAAGCAUGAGAGGGAGCGAGGCCGUCACGUGGUGAACCCUUGGAAGGAGGCUUUAAGAAAGGUUGCUGAAAUCAAGGGAUGGCAGGUUAAAGGUCAACGCCAUGGCAAAGUCCUUAAAGAUAUCAUUCAAGAGGUUUCUCGUAGGAUGACGACAAGAGAGAGAAUUGUGCCUGAUGAUUUGGUUGGAAUCACUGACAGGGUAGAAGCCAUUAAGAAGCCGUUAGAUUUAACUUGUGCUGAUAUCCGAUUCGUUGUAAUCUACGGCAUGGGUGGCAUCGGAAAGACCACUCUUGCCAAGGUAGUCUUCAAUCAAUUCUCUCCUCUAUUUCAAGGUUGGAGCUUUCUUCCUGAUAUCCGAGAAUCGUCAUCUCGAUGCGAUGGCAUUGUAAAAUUGCAAAAGAAACUACUGUUGGACCUUUUCAUCGUCACAUUUCCAGAGACCUUUGACGUGGACGAAGGAGUAAAUAUGAUGAAACAUAGACUGCCUAACAAAAGAGUCAUGAUCGUUCUCGAUGAUGUGGAUGAUCGAGAUCAACUCAUGCAACUAGCAGCAAAACCUGAUUGGUUUUGUCCGGGAAGUAGGAUCAUUAUCACGGCUAGAGACGCUAGUGUGUUACCUACAGCUAAGGUGGAAGGUCUAGAAGAAAAUGUCUUAACGCAGUCUAUAAAGAUUUAUACUUAUGGAAUGGAGGAGUUACACUCUGAUCAUGCUCUACAACUUUUUAGCAAGUGA
Syzygium oleosum is the source of this 1161-nucleotide messenger RNA. Its product is annotated as disease resistance protein L6-like. NCBI's taxonomy places the organism in Eukaryota, Viridiplantae, Streptophyta, Magnoliopsida, Myrtales, Myrtaceae. Gene Ontology annotation, molecular function: ADP binding. The record is from RefSeq and is a predicted model, not a curated record. The transcript is spliced from 2 exons. Gene Ontology annotation, biological process: defense response; signal transduction. Bases 1 to 1161 code for a protein of 386 amino acids.